AUGGUAUCCAAGAUAAGUCAGAACUUUCAUCUGGAAUGUGAGACAUCUCUCCAUUGUGUGAUAAAUGCAUCACUGCAUGCUAGUUAUGUUUAUUUCACCUUGGCCCUUCACUUUGCUCGGCAUGAUGUAGCAUUAAAAAACUUCAACAAGUUCUUCAAAGAAAGGUGUCAGGAGAAGAUGGAACAAACAGAGAAAUUGUUCCUGUACUUGCACAGGAGAGGGGGACACAUCUCUCUAUAUGACAUCAAGAAACCAGAAAUGAGUGAAUGGGCAGGUUCCCUUGAUGCUCUGGUCUCAAGUCUGGAAGUUGAAAAUUUUAUUAAGCAAUCCAUGUUGGAUUUACACCGAGUGGCAAGGCAGAAAUCUGAUCCAAAUCUCUGUAAUUUUUUGUGGCCACUGAUAGAUGACGAAGUGACCAUCAUGAAAUGUCUAGCAGAUCAUAUCACUAACUUAAAGCGCUUGGGAUUGCCAUUUCUUAAGACUGGAGAGUACAUGUUUGAUAAGUACACCCUAGGAGAAAGCUGCAAAGUCCCACACUGA
Messenger RNA from Gracilinanus agilis (Agile Gracile Mouse Opossum), 540 nucleotides. Its product is annotated as ferritin heavy chain B-like. Bases 1 to 540 code for a protein of 179 amino acids. Lineage: Eukaryota; Metazoa; Chordata; Mammalia; Didelphimorphia; Didelphidae. The record is from RefSeq and is a predicted model, not a curated record. The transcript has 4 exons. Gene Ontology annotation, biological process: iron ion transport; intracellular iron ion homeostasis. Gene Ontology annotation, cellular component: cytoplasm. Gene Ontology annotation, molecular function: ferric iron binding; ferrous iron binding.